GCGAGGUGGAGGGAGGGAGGGGAAGGGCCGCAGAAAUGUCAAACUACUUCACUUGAUGCAAGAUGGAUUCCCUCUCUCUCUGUGAUCCAUUGCAUUGUUGAUAGUAUUUUUUAAUUAGCCGUCUUCUGUAGUAUUUCACAGUUAAGUGUUUCUCUCCUGACACAACAAUGGACUCUAACAUCAUGGAGAUAAUAGAGGAAUUCAUGGAAAGUGCGUUGGCGCAAUGGGUUCAGCUGUUUGAGAAGAUGGUGGAGAGGGAAGACGGCGUCCCGCUCUACAGCCAAUACAUGGAAGUAAACUCAAUUUCCCAGAGUGCCCGGGAUCGUUACAUGAGGCUGACCAAUGGGAUUUUCCUCAAUGAGAUCAUGAGGGUCAUAGACCCGAACCCCAAGGUGGAGCAGCUGUACAACAGCGAGAGAGACGAUCACAUGCUGAGAGUCCAAAACUUUUCCAUUUUAAAUCGACACAUCAGAGCCUUCUACCAGGAAGACCUGCAGCAGUUGAUACUGAUGCCUCUACCAAACGUCGCCAUUCUGGGUCAGGACCCCCUGACAGAGGCAGCCGUGGAAGAGCUCAGGCGGCUGCUGCUGCUCUUACUGGGAUGUGCAGUGCAGUGUGAGGAGAAGGAGACAUUCAUUCAGCAGAUCCAGUCUCUGGACAUUGAGACCCAGGCAGCCAUAGCCAGCUGUAUCCAGCAGGUGACUCAGGAUCCUCGCAUGGUGCUGCCGCUGCGGUGGGAGGAGCUGGUGGAGGCUGAAGGCGCAGACUUACAGCUGGCGUUCAGCUCCAUGGCCAAACAGAUCCAGAGCCUGCUGGCACAGAGAGACACACACCUGGAGAGGAUAGCAGAGCUGUGUCGGGAGCGGGAGGCCCAGUCUGACUCAACCAUGGCGCCCCUGGGUGGUCACAGCGAGGAGCCAUCCCAAGGUCUGGCACUCCAGCUGGCAGACAGCAAGGCCAAACUCCGCCGCCUUAAACAACAACUGGAAGAUAAAGGUGAUCAGAUAUUGGAUUACAAUCUGGAGAUUCAAACCAUGGAGGAGCAGAUCAAGAAACUUCAAAAAGAGAACCGCUCUCUGCAGGGUGAGGUGAGGGGCAUGCGUGCACUACGGGAUGAGCUGGACUGUGCCCGAGAGCGAGCUGCGCGGGCCGAGCAGCUCCAGACUGAGCUUCAGAGCUGUAAACACAGAUUGCGCAGCCUGGAGCUCACACGCACUCAGCUGAAGGAGCAGCAGCAGCUGUGUGCAGCACUGCAGGAGACCAAGGUUCUUCUGGAAGAACAGCUAGCAGACGCACGGGCACGCUGCUCCUUGCUAAGAGAGCUGGAGAGGGACAACCUUCUGCUGCGUCAGAGGAUCAUAAACGUGGAAGCGGAGCGGGACACUGAGAGGCAGCGAGUAGAUGAGCUACUGGAGAUGAACAUGAGCCUCGAGGCGGACCUGAGGCACUGCAGCAGCGGCGGCAGCGUUCCCGCUCCAGUCGCUGCGGAUCACCUACGUUUCCUCCAAUCAGAACUGGAGUCGGACGAGGAGCCAAGCGAGCUGAUUGAUCAGAAGCCGCUGAGUGUGGAGGUGGGCGAGGCUUCGACACUGAUGCUGCUGGGAGCAGAGCAGGAGAAUGCAGAGCUGAGGAGACGACUAGAGGAGCUGCAGGCCCACCAGGAGGCUGAUUCUCUAGAUGCAAAGGAUGAGCUGGCUUGCCUAGAGACGGAGCAUCAGAACACUCUAAGAGAGUUUCAAAACUUGAAGAAUGAAAAUGCCACUUUGAAGCAGCACCUGGAACAACUGGUGACCAAACUGCAACACCUAGAGGAAAAGACGAAGGAGGAGGGAGUGAAGAAGCCUGACAGAGAGGAGGAGGUGGAGAGAGGAGUCCAGGGCUCUGAAUCCUGCAGGGGAGAGGGGGAAGGAAGGGUGAAGGUGAUGGGGGUGAGGGAAAGAAGAGAAGAAGUCAUUGGGACCCAUAGGGAAGCAGGAGUUGGGGAAGAAAUUCUCCAUGUUGAAGGGGAAAAAGGAGAACCAUGUGAUGAGGAGGUCGAGUCCAAGAGGAGAGGAGAGGCAGAGGGAGGCCAGAAAGACAAAGAGAAGAAGGAGAAAGAAACACAGAUAAAUCAAGAACAGACUGCAGAAACAACAGAGAUCCAAAAUCACCAAAAACAUGUAGAAGAUAAUACGGAGACAACAGCUGUAGACCAGGUUGUUUGUUCCCUGUCUGGUCCUGAUGUGGAGCUUCUGACAAACCGGCUCCAGGAGGCCCAGGAGGAGGCUGACAGACAGGCGAUGGUGGCCCAGGACCUGCGCUCCAAGCUGGGGGAGCAGAGUAGGAAGACCUGGGAGGCUGAGCAGAGGCUGGUGGUCCUGGAGGCCGAGCUGCAGCGUCUGAAGAAAGCUGCAGAGAGUCUGGGAGAUGCCCGCAGGCAGAUAGAGGUUCUUCAGUCGGAGGGUUUGGUCAUGGAGGAGGAGCUGUGCCGCCUGCGGAGCCAAGCGGAGCUCCACAGAAUGCAGACCACGGUCAUCGCCACCCUGGAGGGAGAGCGGGCCGCACUGGAGAGAGACAGGGACACGCUACGCAGCACCAUGGAUGCUCUACGCACCGCCCAGCGCAAGAGCGACCAGUUAGAGCUCACCACUCAGACUCUCAGGGCAGAGGUAGAACGACAAGGUCGGAGUCUGGAGACUUCUCGCCGCCGGGAGGAGGAGCUGGAGGCAGAGCUCCGCGAGGCCACCGUGGAGGCCGAAUCUCUGGCCCGGGCACGAGACCAGGCACUGCUGGAGGCAUCCAGGCUGGAGCAGGAGAAGGAGGUGUGUCAGUCGGAGCUGGACGGCCAGCGGAAGGAGGGGAGACAGAGAGAGAGGGAGGCAACGAGGCUGAGGCAGCAGCUGGAGAGCACGACCCUCGCCCUGGAGCACAGCAACCAGAGAGCUCGGGCUCUGGACGCUGAACACAGACAUGUGUGUCAGCAGCUGUCUGAAUCGAAGGAGCUCUGCACUCGGCUGCAGGACCUGGAGAAUGAGCACAGCACUCGAUUAAGCAGCAUGGAGGAGGGUAAACAGCAGCUGCAGGAGCAGUACGCAGAUGCUCAGGCCAAGAUUAGCUCACUGUCCCAGGAUCUAUCCAACGAGCAGGCUCAUUCCCAGAAGCUGUCCACUGAAGUCGAACGUCUGAACCAGAAACUACAAAAAGCUGAGGCUGAACUAAAGACAACAACUGAUUCUCUCAGCCAAUCACAGGAGAGAAUAGAGUCGCUCUCCCAGAGCCUUAAGAAAAGUGAAUCUCUUCUCCAAAAGAGAAGUGCAGAAUUGGACGCUAUGUCUAAUUCAAAUUCAGACUCCUCAAGCAAAAUGCACAUUUGUCAGAUGCAAACCCAGGAGACGUCACAUCUGGAUCAAUCCCCCGCAGCUGGCAAAGGUCAUGACCUUUCACUGACCCAUGAUUAUGCCACAGGAGAGACGGAGAGGCAGCUGAGUGAGAGGUUGAUAGAGCUGGAAAGAGAGAAAGCGGUGGCGGUUGCUGGACAGGAGGCUUUGCUGUCGCGGUUGUCUCAGUCCCAGGAGGCGUGUGAACACCUGAAGGAACAGCUGGAGUCUCUGCGCCGACACUCCCUCAGCCUGCAGGACUCCUGCACCAGUCUACAGACACUCAACACCCAGCUACAGGUGGAGCAGGCAUCUCUAAACUCCCAGCAUGCAGCAAUGCUGGCACGCUGCAGUGAGAGCGAGGCCCGGUGCGCGGCUCUGGAGGCCGAGUCCAAGGUGUGGGCGAGGGAGCGGGAGGAGUCAGUGGCCAGGAUGGAGGCUCAGAGACGGGACCACGAGCGGAUGAUGGCUCUGCAGCAGCGGCAGGAGGUGGAGCUGGAGGAGCUGCUGGACAAACACUCUCAGCUGAGGAGCAACAACCGCAGCCUGGAGGCCCAGCACAGGGAGCUGGAGGCCAGGUACAAGGAGCUCCUGGAUGGCAAGACUCAGCUGGAGGAGAGAGAGCGCGAGAUAAAGAUGGAGAAAGAGGCAAUGGAAGCAGAGGCACAGAGGAGGCUGGAGAGAGAACGAGAGCUUGAGAGGCUGAAAGAAGAAAAUGAGAGGCUGCAGGCCCAGCAGAAGGACGGGUUGGCGUCACAGGCAGAGCUGCUGGCUCAGGGCUCGGUGCUGAGGGGGGAGCUGAGCGCCUCCCAGCUGGAACGGACGCGACUGGAGGGGGAGCUGAGUGCCCUGAGGGAAACCAACCAGAGCCUGGACCUCAGCAGCGCCCGCCUCACCAGCCAGUACCAGCUGCUGACACAGCUGAAGGGGAACAUGGAGGAGGAGAAUCGACACUUAGCGGAGCAGAACCAGAGUCUACUGAAGGAGAACCGAGCUUUACUGGAGCAGAGCCUGGAGCGCCGUGACCAGCACUACUCACAGCAGAGGGAGUACCAGGAGAAGCUGAGCGAGCUCCGUCGGGAGAAGCAGAAACUGGUGGAGAAGAUUAUGGAUCAGUAUAGAGUCCUCGAGCCCAGCAUGCAACCUCCAGCCAGCAAAGCCAAGAAAUCUAACUGGAUUGCAGACAGGAUGAAGAAGCUAAUCAAACCCCGGGGAGUGGGAAAAGAGGGACGUGCCCUCUUCACCGCCGCGGGCAGUGUGGAAAACCUGGCCGACAGCACUGAAUUUACAUCAGACACACACACACCUCACCCUGACCCCCGCAGCGCUCCAGUCUCUCCCUCUCCCGCGAGAAAAGCCCCAUCCCAGACAGAGCCGGACAUCUCAUCGCCAGGGACUCCAGCCAUGCGCUCCGGCUCCGGGGGCCGUCGAAAGCUGGGAUCCCGUCACGGCUGGGGGCUUGGGUUGGCCAGAGGAAGCUCUGAAGUCUCCCAGUCCUUCAGUCCUGGUGACCACAAAACACAGCCCCGCCUGCGGCUGCGCUCCAGCCAGAACGCCUCCACUGUCCUCUGGGAGGGACAGAGAAGCGAAACAAACAAACCCCAGGCAGCAGACGCACUGCUGAGCAGUCAGGAGAGUGUCGGGGAGGAUGAAGGCAGAGACAAUCAACAAUCCAGUGAUGAUACCGCGACGACCUGAGACAGAGCUGCAGCCGACUCUCAAUUAAAAACAACUGUUUUUAUAUUAUUUGCUCUUGGCACACUGUUUUGUAUGGAUGACUAUUUCAAAUAUGAGAUCCUCCUAGUAUUUUUGAAUACAUGAAUGAAUAAAUCCUUCUGUCAAUGAUUUGCAGUGUUGCUGAGGUGUGAAGGGGAAGAACAGCCUCUUUAGUAUGGAGCCCCAAAACUGACCAGAAGUUGUAAAGCGCUAUCAGACGAGUCAGUCAUAAGACAUCACUUUAUUCAUUCAUUCAUUCAUCUUCUAACCACUUCAUCCUCUUGAGGGUCGCGGGGGGGGUGCUGGAGCCUAUCCCAGCUGACAUCGGGCGAGAGGCAGGGUACACCCUGGACAGGUCGCCAGACUAUCGCAGGGCUGACACAUAGAGACAGACAACCAUUCACGCUCACAUUCACACCUACGUUAGAGUUAUCAAUUAACCUAGUCCCCAAUCUGCAUGUCUUUGGACUGUGGGAGGAAGCCGGAGUGCCCGGAGAGAACCCACGCUGACACGGGGAGAACAUGCAAACUCCACACAUGCCCGGGAUCGAACCGGCAACCCUCUUGCUGUGAGGCGAGAGUGCUAACCACCACACCACCGUGCCGCCCGACAUCACUUUAUUAUAUUAUUUAUUUCUCUUUCCACAAAUCAGUUGGUAUGUUACAUUAAAAAUUCAUUGAAAAAUUAAAAUUCAAUAAUUUGUCAUCUUCUAGUUCCUCCAUUUUUGGUCUUGGCACAAAUAUAAUAGUUUAUUCACACACAACAUUUGCACCAACACAGGAGGCCACUGUUCGUUCCGAUAGUCGCUCUUACCAAGAGUCAACAUCAGUUUCUUUUAACUAUAGUCACGAUCAUCCCCUGACCUUAGCAAAAUGCAUUAUGCCAUUUAAUUUGAAGGAGCAGUUUGAAGUCAAGAUCACUGUCCUGCUUGCUAGCUUAACUGCAAAUACUGCUAGCUAAAUGCACUGAGCACCAGCCUCACCUAGCUACAUAGCUGAAGCUAACUAUAAUCAUUAAACUACAACAGACAGUAAUGUUUAUCACCCAUAUACCAAACUACAUUCUGCUGUAGGAUCACUGAAACUAACAGUAGCUGAAACAUUUUAGCUUGCAAGCUAACACUAAAAAGUUAGCAAGGUAAUACCAGGCCCUCAGGAAGUGCGCCAGGCUUUGAAGCCAAUUUUCAUCGUGGGCAAACAGCGAUACUGCAAUUUCUGGGAUCCAUCACAAGUCAAGUUUGUGAAUCAGUGGAUACAUUAUUUUGAGUAACACAACCCCCGGGAAAAGUCUUGUUUUUAUAUCAGGAUUCGAUCCAUUUGGUCUGAUAACAUUUGGAUAGUCUUGAAGAGCAACAAGAUUAAAUUGUUUUAUUCCUAUUUAAGUUAACAGAGUGCUAAACCCAAAGUAGCCGGCUUAGCUAGCGGAAAUCUCUCGUGUGCUUGCUCUAUGGGCCCAGUGAUG
Molecule: messenger RNA, 6534 nt
Organism: Epinephelus fuscoguttatus (brown-marbled grouper)
Lineage: Eukaryota; Metazoa; Chordata; Actinopteri; Perciformes; Serranidae
Gene: ccdc88b
Product: coiled-coil domain containing 88B
Exons: 28
Coding region: 168-5054 (1628 amino acids)
Biological process (GO): cytoskeleton-dependent intracellular transport; cytoplasmic microtubule organization
Cellular component (GO): cytoplasm; centrosome
Molecular function (GO): dynein light intermediate chain binding; microtubule binding
Source: RefSeq, a predicted model, not a curated record